UCAUGAAAUGUCUUUAAUCUCUUCGACGUGUUAUUUUCGGAUCAGAUCAAGGAAGCGAACAGAGAAGCUGAGACAAAGGUGAGGGGGGAAAUCCUGUUCUGUACAGUGGCGGGCAUGGAUGGAUUUCGGUCGGAGAGAAGCAGGGUGGUCAAUUGCCAACGAAGCACGUAUCCUGUCGACCCCCUUGCGUUCACCAAUUCCAGUUCAUCCUUCCCGUUCACAUCCGUUUCACCCCCCACCAAUAUAAUAAUCCCGAAUUAGGACGAAUUGCAUCGGAUUUGGAUCAGAUUUGCUUGGGGACAAUCAUCGCAACCCAUCAUGUGAAUCCAAAUCUGCACGCCUUUCCGAAUCCCAUCCCCGUCCCAUCCCGUUCUUCACGUUCUUCCUCUUCGCCCCCACGAGACAAAAAGAGAAAAAAGUUGCUUCCUUUAUAUACGCCGCUGGACUCCUUUCCGUUGGCGUCCUUGUCUUUCGUUUCCUUCGCUGUUGCUCCAACGAAGGCAGAUUCUGAGCAAGAGCUUUGGCUGGUGAUCGAUCCGGAUUCGCUGAUUUCACGGUCGUUUUUAAGUAGGUUCCGUGAAUUGGGAUUUGCGAAUCGCAGGUUGGGUGUAGGAUCAGAGUUGAUGUAGAUAGCUUUUCAUGUUUGAAGCGUGCCUAGGGUUUUUUGGUUGGUGCUUGAUUAUGACUUUUGGAACUUACGAAUUGAGCCUUUAGAUGGUUUUCUUCUGGCAUUUGCUUCGGCUGAUGGGAGAGAAUCACAGCGUUUAUAUCAAGCAAUGUAAUGCGAGGAUACGGUUUUAGGGUCUAAAGGCUGUUCGUCUUGGGAUCGAAUCUCAAUUCGAGACAGCAGAAAGAUCAAGACCCACCUUUUGAUUCCUUCCUCGGAUGGCCUCGCCUGGGUUUUUCCUGAUUUGCGUGUUGCAUUCGCUGGUGGCUCUCACGAGUGGAGCUCUCAUGAUGUUCUAUUCCCCAGAGAUAUCUGCCAUCAAAUCCCAAGGCUCCACCCCUCACGAUCAGCUCCUGAUUCGGACCUCCGAUUCCUUCUCGGGCUUGCUUCUCAUCGCCAUCGGGUCCUUGUUGCUGAUGGUGGCGUUUGUGAAGGACAGGGAGUUCCAGAGCUUCUUCGCAAAAGGGUGCGUGGUGUUGCAUGUGGGCAUGGCGGUGUGGAGGUUUUGCUUCGAGAGGAAGGUUGAGGAGCUUGUGGGCGAGUGGCCCAAGCAAGUCGUGGGCGAUAUCGCGCUUGCAGUUUCGUGGAUCUUCUUCCUCGUGUAUUCGUGGAGAGAGAAGUACGAUUAGCCUCCGUGGAGUGAAUCUGCAGUGAUGCAGAAGGAGAGAGAGAAAUCUGAGUUUCUGCAGAUUGAGACAGAAAGAUGGUGCUUGGUGAAGUCAUGCAAUGCUUUGUUGAGAUCCAACUGAGGUCCUGAGCAGGAAGUGAAUUGAAGUGAACUUGUGAAUUCUGGGUUUUUGGACAGAGGAUGGGUUCGAAAAGGAAAUCAUAUUUUUUCAGCGGGGAUCAUUUUAGAUGCUGAAGUUUCGAUUUUUAUCUUCUUUGUUAUGAUCUUUGAGGAGUGAAAGGAACUGAUCAGGACUUACAAGCUUAUUUGCCGGACCACAGUGGGUCUUCGUUUAGCUCGGAAUUCAGAUACUGCAAUUCAGCCGUUUCAUAUGGGCUACUCUGCUCUUGCUGGCUGAAUGCAAUCCAAUUUUUGCCUGUAAAUUUUCUUCGUAUGUGGAAUAAACACCCUUUCUCUCUCUGAUUCUCUCUC
This is a messenger RNA of Rhodamnia argentea, 1766 nucleotides long. RefSeq lists its product as uncharacterized. NCBI's taxonomy places the organism in Eukaryota, Viridiplantae, Streptophyta, Magnoliopsida, Myrtales, Myrtaceae. The coding region runs from base 886 to 1296 and encodes 136 amino acids. The record is from RefSeq and is a predicted model, not a curated record. The transcript has a single exon.